Molecule: messenger RNA, 1407 nt
Organism: Purpureocillium takamizusanense
Lineage: Eukaryota; Fungi; Ascomycota; Sordariomycetes; Hypocreales; Ophiocordycipitaceae
Product: Salicylate 1-monooxygenase
Exons: 7
Coding region: 1-1407 (468 amino acids)
Biological process (GO): secondary metabolite biosynthetic process
Source: RefSeq, a predicted model, not a curated record
AUGCCGGAAGACGAUCGUGAUUGGGCGAAGCCACAUCUCGCCAUUGUCGGCGGAGGAAUUGUGGGAGUGAUUCUCACCUUGGGGCUUCUGCGGCGGAAAGUGUCGGUGCGCUUGUAUGAACAGUCGACUGGUUUCCAGGAGAUUGGUGCAGGCAUCGCCUUUUCGGCGUGCGCGCGCCGCUGCAUGGAACUGAUAGAUCCCUUGAUAAUUGAGGCACUGCAAAGUUGUGGCGCCGUGUCCGUGUCUGAUGACACAAAUGACCUGCGCUGGGUUGACGGCUAUAACCAACCCUAUGCUGAUGACCCCCGUUACGAGAGGCCGCUGGCUGAGAUCAGCGGUAGUGGUUUCAGGGGCUGUCGGCGAGACCAGUUCCUCGAAGAGCUAGCUAAGCAGAUUCCUGGUGGGGUGAUUGAAUUUCGCAAACGAUGUCAGACCAUAAGCCAGAAGCAAGGCGGACGAGUAGUGAUCCAAUUUUCGGACGGGUCUGUGGCCGACGUUGACGCUGUGAUCGGCUGCGACGUGGCCAACAAGUCAGCGCUGAACGUGGUCGCCUUUCUCUCGGACCCUGACCCGUGGCCUGAUCGAAAUACUAUGGUGGCUGAGGGUACCCGCAACGAAGUGGAAAGCGGGCUACGAGACUGGAACCCAACCGUGCUAGGUUUAGUCCAACUUCUCCCGGAGAGACUGAUUAAAUGGGGUGUCUUCGACCUCGGCGAGUUCCCCGCGCCGCGGUAUUACAAUGGUCGAGCCGAGACGUGCUUCGAAGAAAUCCGGGACCGUUCCUACGAGAUCUGGCAUUUUAACGUUGACACUUUCGAGCAAGUCCGAGAUAAAUUCGGCUAUCUCGAUAUCCUCGUGAAUAACGCAGGUGCUGACCUGGACCUGGCCGUCGCGUCGGGGCGGAUCACCAAGCGCGAGUGUUGGAACGAGACCUGGGAUGUUAAUGUAACAGGCACGCAUCUCUUCACGGAGGCUUUCGCGCCGCUUUUACUGGUCCCCAAGGCGCGCGGCUCGCGUGUCCUCUUCAUCACUAGCGCGUUGUCUUCCAUAUCCGAAUUUGCGAACGGAACAAGUCCCCGCUACGUGCUCUCGCCCCCAGGAUGGCCCAAGCCGAGCACUCUAUACCUGGCUUAUCGCGCGAGCAAGAGUGGAAUGAACAUUCUGGCGGUGGAAUGGGCGCGUCUCCUACGCAAUGAUGGCGUCAAGGUCUUCAACGUGUCGCCGGGAUUUCUCAACACGGGAUUGGGGGACGAUCGCGCUACAGGGAAAUGGAGGGAUAAAAGCUCUUGGGGUGCCCUUGAUCCCGCGAUUGGAGCUGCCUUCUGCGUUGAUGUCAUCGACGGCUUGCGGGAUGAUCAGGUGUGGCCCAUUCGAGUAUUGAGAAGAGAUGUCGUGCAGCAGUGGUAG